CUUUUUCAGUUUUAUGUUAUUAACACUGUCGGGAAGUUAAUGGGAACCAGUUGUGGCAUGUAUUUGCUCUGGUCUAGAAAUAAUCUGGAAAUUUAGCAACGUAGAAAUCUGCAAUUUCAGGACGCAAUGGGAAACAACAACACUCGUCUUUUAAGAUAUAUGUUUGCUGGCAUUACUUUUGGUGUGGCCGUGGCAAUACUUUACAUCAUUAUAGGACAAAUCAGGGAUGAUUACCACCUCAAGCUCAGCUACAAGGCUUCUCCCUCCUCGUCAGUUGAAAAUGAAGUCCUCAAUCUUGAUAACACCAAUUUUACGGAAGAACUCAUCAAAAGUCGCAUAGAAAAAACGAAUCAGAACGUCUUAAUAGCGCAUUUGAAUGACGUUGGCCCCAUGAUAAACUGGACUUGCGCUCAAUAUGUCAGUGCACUUAAUAUUCAGUUCAACAACAUUUACUGGCAAGUGCAAAUAAACACGAACGAAACAUUUUACUUGUAUGGAGCAUAUCUAGAUAAAAGAUCGUUGGCCAAUGGCACCGUGAUAAGAAUAGUUGGCAUGGUUGACAAACUCGACCCACCCGAUGUCUAUUGCCAAUUUUGGUUCAACAAAGAGCCGAAACCUAUUAUUUCCAAAGUCUUCCAUAAACAAUAUAUGUGGCUCAAAGAAUGGGGCUUUCAAAAUGCACCCUUACAGCCAUACGUAUGGAGCUGCCAGGUGCCAGAAAAUUUUAAAACUCGAGUUCCGGAAUCCGUAUCUCUUGUUGAGAACCCAUGUCAACAUCCAAGAAACAACCUCCGCGUGAUUAAUAAUCUGCCUAAGUCUGGAAAGAAGGAAAAUUUUGCGGUUUGUGUGAAGCAGUUGAACUUUCAGCACAGACCUGACAUAGCAUUUCGUCUGGUCGAAUGGAUUGAGCUGCUCAAAAUUCUCGGUGCAAACAAAAUAAUUUUCUACGAAUUGACGAUGCAUGCAAACAUUUCUAAGGUUUUGGAUUAUUAUUCCAACACGUGGAAUGUAGAAGUGAUAAAAACAACUCUUCCAGGACAUUACUCCAACAUUCCCGAUCUUAUGGGAACUUAUUUGUAUAAUCGACUGCAUAUACAAAUUUUUCAAGAGAUGAUACAGUACAACGAUUGCUUUUAUAAAAAUUUCAAUAAGUUCCGAUAUAUUGUUCUGAUGGACAUUGAUGAGGUGAUUCUACCCCUGAGGGUCAAAACUUGGUCAGAGUUGAUUUUUAACAUAACGCUUCCCAAAGCUCGACGGGUGAAAAAUGGGACCAAUAUUUCCUUCGUCGCCCGAAACGUUCACUUCAUGGACGACCGGAAAGAGUACAAGGACUGGUUGCCAGGCAUCCCUCGUUACAUGCACAUGCUGCACCACGUCCUACGAAACUCGGAACAUAUGCCGCCUGGAUCCGGCAUCAAAGUUUUCCACAAUUCGGAAAUCAUUUUGUCCCUCCACAAUCACUAUCCUCGAGGGUGCUUAUUAGAUGGUGGACGCUGGUGCGAACAUUUUGAUUUCGAUCUGAAAGAUGCACAUUUGCAGCACUACUGUGUUGGAAGAGGAAAAUUUGAGUGUUCGACAAAGAGGGAGGGGAAUUUGACACUGGACAUGUCAAUCUUGAGAUAUAGACAGGAGCUGGUCGAAGCUGUUAGGGACACUUUAAAGAGAACGGGGUUUCUAAACUAGAAAUCUCACAUUGGCUCGACAAUAUUAAUUUAUAAUCUAAAGAAGGUCAGAGUCUCUUUAAGCAAUUUGUUAUUUGAAUUGGAAAAUAAUAGUUGUUUCUGAUGUGUAAAUUUUAUGUCUUGAUAAAUUUUAGAGUUUUAACAAGAGUCUUAAGAAU
This is a messenger RNA of Neocloeon triangulifer, 1840 nucleotides long. RefSeq lists its product as uncharacterized. Bases 127 to 1683 code for a protein of 518 amino acids. NCBI's taxonomy places the organism in Eukaryota, Metazoa, Arthropoda, Insecta, Ephemeroptera, Baetidae. The transcript is spliced from 6 exons. The record is from RefSeq and is a predicted model, not a curated record.